Messenger RNA from Prorocentrum cordatum, 609 nucleotides. NCBI's taxonomy places the organism in Eukaryota, Dinophyceae, Prorocentrales, Prorocentraceae. The record is from the annotation of a GenBank genome assembly.
GGCGUGAACCCGACGACGGCCAUGAUCGCCCCAGGCAUGGCGGCGCACGUCCUGGUCAGAUUUGCGCCCGCGACCCUCAACGACGUUAGCGACGACAUGACGAUCUGCACCGAGCUUGGGGACUACAGCCUGCCCGUGGCUGCGCGGAGGCAGCAGCCGCGCCUGCAGUUCGCGAGCCCAGUCGACUGCGGCCGCAUCCUGGCGGGCAGCACCCACAAGGUGCAAACCAGAGUGGUGAACCACGGCGGCGAGGGUUCCUUCCGGUUGAUCCCUGGAGAGGCGGACGAUCCGGCGGACGUGCCCGAGGUCCACUACUCCACUCCCGAGGGCGGCGAGACCAGCCUCGAGUCGGACAAGUUCAGAGUCACGCCGGCGAGCUUCUACCUCGAGGCCGGGGCGGCGAUAGACCUUGUGGCCAGCUUCAGCUCCUCUGAGGUUGGAGAGCACUCCCUGACCCUGAAGGUGGAGUGCGACAGCGGCGCCAUGGUGCCCCUGCGGCUGACGGGCAUCGCGGACGCGCUCAUUCAGUUCAAGAAGCUUACAGGGCAGCAGAGGCAGCAGCGGCAGAGGAUAGUGGCGGAAGAGAUCUGCCGCAUGUCGCGGUUUUGA